This is a messenger RNA of Lutra lutra (Eurasian river otter), 4840 nucleotides long. RefSeq names its product solute carrier family 38 member 2 (gene SLC38A2). The record is from RefSeq and is a predicted model, not a curated record. Bases 371 to 1891 code for a protein of 506 amino acids. Gene Ontology annotation, biological process: amino acid transmembrane transport; L-glutamine transport. Gene Ontology annotation, molecular function: L-glutamine transmembrane transporter activity. The transcript is spliced from 16 exons. NCBI's taxonomy places the organism in Eukaryota, Metazoa, Chordata, Mammalia, Carnivora, Mustelidae.
GGGUCGGCAACACCAGAGCCGCGCGACGCCGCCGUCCUGGAGCGCUUUCUCCACAGCACCGCCCGCAGCCGGACCACGCGUUCCCGCAGCCUCGCGCCUUUCCCUCGCGGACGCCGGACGAUUGGGGCGGCAGCAACUUGCCAUUUCCUUUUUUUAUUAGAAUUAUUUUUCCUGCCUGUUGUUGGUUUUUGUUUUUGUUUUUGUUUUACGGUUUUUAUUUAGCGGAGAAAAACCCACCGAAGGCGUUUGCGUGACGUUUCAGGGAUACAGGAGCGGAGACCACCGAGGCAGCCGCGCGGGCCGGUGCACCGCCAAGGACAAAAGGAGCCCAGUGUUUACCGCUGCACCCUCUCUUCCUCCCGGUGCCAGCAUGAAGAAGGCCGAAAUGGGAAGAUUCAAUAUUUCCCCGGAUGAGGACAGCAGCAGCUACAGCUCCAACAGCGAUUUCAACUAUUCCUACCCCACCAAGCAAGCUGCUCUGAAAAGCCAUUAUGCAGAUGUAGAUCCUGAAAACCAGAACUUUUUACUUGAAUCAAAUCUGGGGAAGAAGAAGUAUGAAACAGACUUUCAUCCAGGUACUACUUCCUUUGGAAUGUCAGUAUUUAAUCUGAGCAAUGCGAUUGUGGGCAGUGGAAUCCUUGGGCUUUCUUAUGCCAUGGCUAAUACUGGAAUUGCUCUUUUUAUAAUCCUCCUGACAUUUGUGUCAAUAUUUUCCCUGUAUUCUGUUCAUCUCCUUCUGAAAACUGCCAAUGAAGGAGGGUCUUUAUUAUACGAACAGUUGGGACAUAAAGCAUUUGGAUUAGUUGGAAAGCUUGCAGCCUCUGGAUCGAUUACAAUGCAGAACAUUGGAGCUAUGUCAAGCUACCUCUUCAUAGUGAAAUAUGAGUUACCUUUGGUGAUCCAGGCAUUAAUGAACAUUGAAGAUACAACUGGAUUGUGGUAUCUGAAUGGUGACUAUUUGGUUUUGCUGGUAUCGCUGGUGCUCAUUCUUCCUUUGUCCCUGCUGAGAAAUUUAGGAUAUUUGGGAUAUACCAGUGGCCUUUCCUUAUUGUGUAUGAUGUUCUUCCUGAUUGUGGUGAUUUGCAAGAAAUUUCAGAUUCCUUGCCCUGUGGAAGUUGGCUUGAUAAUUAAUGAGACACUAAACAACACCUUAACCCAGCCGACGGCUUUUGCACCUGAGAUGGUAUUUAAUAUGACGGAUGAUGAUUCUUGCAGACCACGUUAUUUUAUCUUCAACUCACAGACUGUCUACGCUGUUCCAAUUUUGACCUUUUCAUUUGUCUGUCAUCCUGCUAUCCUUCCCAUUUACGAAGAACUCAAAGGCCGCAGCCGUAGAAGAAUGAUGAAUGUGUCCAAGAUUUCAUUUUUCGCCAUGUUUCUCAUGUACCUGCUUGCUGCCCUCUUUGGAUACCUGACAUUUUAUGAACACGUUGAAUCAGAGUUGCUUCAUACCUACUCUACAGUCAUGGGAACUGAUAUUCUUCUUCUCAUUGUUCGUUUGGCUGUGCUAGUGGCUGUCACCCUGACGGUACCAGUAGUCAUCUUCCCAAUCCGGAGUUCUAUAACUCACCUGCUGUGUGCAACAAAAGAUUUCAGUUGGUGGCGUCAUAGUAUCAUAACCGUGUCUAUCCUGGCAUUUACCAAUUUGCUUGUCAUCUUUGUCCCAACAAUUAGAGAUAUCUUUGGUUUCAUCGGGGCGUCUGCAGCUGCUAUGUUGAUCUUUAUUCUGCCGUCUGCCUUUUACAUCAAGUUAGUGAAGAAAGAACCUAUGAAAUCUGUACAAAAAAUCGGGGCUGUGUUCUUCCUGUUAAGUGGCAUAGUGGUGAUGACCGGAAGCAUGGCCUUGAUUGUUCUGGAUUGGGUACACGAUGCCCACGAAGGUGGCCAUUAACUGGUGCCGCUGAAACCCCGCUAGUCCACUUGAUGCCAGUGUUGAGUCAACUCUCAACUUACUAUGAAAUUUCACCUAAUGUUUUCAGUUUCACUUCCUUUUGAAGUGCAGAUUCCUCGCUGGUUCUUCUGAGUGCAGAAUAAGUGAACUUUUUUUUUUUCUUUUUAAAGAAACUAUUCUGUAUGAUAGAAACGGAUAUGAACAACCAAACCACGAGUCUCGGGUUAAUGGAAGUGACUGACAAUUUUAUUCCAUUCCAGAGAAUGGACGAACUCUUUAACUUUUAUCAAGCCACAUGGUUGGCUGCGUCAUUGUUUAACUUGGAUAUUUUAUGAUUUUACUUGAAUGUGCCUAAUGGAACCAUUCGAUGUGAGAAACAAUUCUUAUUAAUUUACAGCAAAGUAUUGAAAUAACCAUUGAGAAAAACACUAUUAUUUUUUGUACCAAAAAUAUUUUAAGACCUCAGAAGCACUAUUUUACUUUUAAAGAAAGUUGCUUUCUUUUUAAACUUUAUCCAAAAAACAAUUGUCAACAAAUUCCAUAAGAAAAAAAAAACCAUUGGUGUUUAAAAACAAAUAUUAGUAUUGUGAAAUGAUUUGCCUUUUUGUAGGCAUAAUAAGCCAAAUACUUUUUUUAACCCAAAAAAAUUUUUAGAGAAAAUGAUGUAACGACAAAUUGUACCAUGAAUAGGAGCAUAGUUUUUUCUAUCCAGACUUCACCAUUAAAGAAUAACUGAUUGAUUAUAUUGCUAUACCAAAUCAGAUGAACUCGUUCAUCACUUUUCUUCUCUGGCCCCAAAUAAUUUACUUCAUUCAGACUGAAAUACUUAUGGCUUCAAUCUAUUAGAAUGGAAGAUACAAAGCAGUGGGAAGUAAAAUAACUAAUUUUGAGGUACCAAAUAGUGCAAUUGGGUAAAACAGGGUUUAUUCAGUUGCAUCUGUCUCCAGAGCUGUAUUGACAGCUCUGGGGGGUUUUUUUGGUUUUUGUUUUGUUUUGUUUUGUUUUGGGCCAGCCCUUUUUUUGACAUUGCUUCCAGCAGUGGGAAAUGGGCAUUUGAUGGCUAUAGGCCAAAACUACUCUAUCCAGAGAGUACAACUUAUUGCAAUGUUCAUCUACUGCUGGAAGUGGGAAUUACUUGAUAAUGUAUGGCUUAGUUGUGUUCUUGUUUUGUCUACAGUAGAGGUCUAAUUCACAGGUUACACCGGUAUUUGGUAUAAGUUCUCUUCAGACAGGCCACUGGGUUUUCUCAUGCAGUAAGUUUUUAAAAUUCCUUUGCACUGGAUUGUCAUCUCAUUCUUGUACAACACAGAAUUAUUUGUUUACAUCCAGCAAAUGGUUAGCUAGGGAAAACAGUGCAUCCUGAGUGUAAGUAGUUGGUCCAACUGCAUGUUCACCCUUCCAUUUCAGUGCCAGUUAGAAGUUAAAAAAUCACGUGGCUUUAAGAGCACAUUUAUUGUACGUUAUGGUAUAUGGUGAAUAUAUUAAAUAAUGUGGUACUUUGCUCAUCAGACAUCAUGUCUAAUAUCUAAUACACAUAAUUCCAUUAGUGGUUGAGGGAAGCAAAUAAUGGAAUCAUCAAUUGGUCCUCUGGCUCUAAGGUUUCCUCUUAAACUAAGCAUUUUUAGUUUUAGGUAGGGGCCAGAAACAUGGCAGACAUGGUUUUUGUUACACAUUCUUGUAUUAUAUGUGGCUAAAUUACAGACAGGAUAUGUCUGUGAAGACCCUCGUGGAACUGGAAGACGUCUUGUAGUGCUACAUCGGGUGAGACCAAUGGUCCAUUUGUGUUCUACAAAAAUAACGUGAUUGGGGACCAUCCAGAAAGGCAGUGAAAAGGUGGAUUCUUCGGCGCUGCUUUCAUUUAAUUGGGUUUUAGCACUCACUCCCUUCAGAUCCAGAACCUCACCUCUAGUUCAGACCGAGAAUUGGCACUUCUCCUUGAGUUCCUGGAAGAAUUGCUGAUUUCAUACCUGAGACCUGCCAGGAAGUACCAAGUAGAAUUGUUUUCUACAGUUUACAUCCUUUCAUGCAGGAGAAACUACCGUGGCAACCAGGAAGGAACAGAAAAAAGGAAUUUUCUUCUCACAGCAAAUUGACAGUGGGGAGGCUCGUUCAAUCCUCUUUUGACUGUUGGAAGUUCAAAACAAACUGCCUAGGGUAAAUUCCAUUGCAUGGUUUUCUUGGAGCUAUCUUGUCUGCCCUGAGGUUCCUAAAACAGUGAAUUCCCAUUAAUGAGCAGUCUUCAGUAUUAAAACCACUGUCUUGUCACCUCAUUUUGCAUUACUGUCUUCCGUGGAUGUUUCAGUUAUAACUGUAAUGUUAUUUAUAGAACAGCAUUAAUCCAUUAAAGCUAACCUAUUUUUCAAUAUUUAUGAUAAUCUGUACAUACAUUGUCUGUCCAUAUGUAUUUGUAAUAUAUAAUGUAUAUAAUAUCAGGUUUGGGUCUUGGGUUCAAGUGUAUAUAUUCCUGUAAGUUUCUUAACUGCAUUUUGAUGAACUCACAUGUAUCUAUAAGAAUUGUCCCAAAAAGUACCUGUACAGAGAUUUCAAUAUAAACAAAUUGACUAAUUAUGUAAACACUAAGAAUUUAAAAUAUUGUUUAAAUUGUAUUUGCAAUAAACAGACUGGAUGAACAUCACAUUUUUUUUCAUGAAAACUUGGUGCAACUUCAGAUCUCUUAUUUAAAAUUUAAAUAAGGUCUAAUUUUCAAAAUGCAGUAGUUUCAAAAUGUGAUCUAGUGUAAUGAAACCAAAUGUGAUCUAAUGUAAUGAAAGAUCUUUGAGAACCUGGGUGUGUUAGCUUUCUGUAUAUAGUGUAAAUACCGCCCCCCCCCCCACUGUACUGUUAGAGGCCAGCGGUUCCAAUAGGACUUGUUGGCAAAGAGUGCUACACCGUUUCAAUGAAACAAUGUAUGUUUUAACUGAACUAAAAUAAAUAUAUGCUUAAUCCUGA